Molecule: messenger RNA, 1902 nt
Organism: Coffea eugenioides
Lineage: Eukaryota; Viridiplantae; Streptophyta; Magnoliopsida; Gentianales; Rubiaceae
Product: FHA domain-containing protein At4g14490
Exons: 2
Coding region: 163-1575 (470 amino acids)
Molecular function (GO): protein binding; mRNA binding
Source: RefSeq, a predicted model, not a curated record
UCUUUUCUUCCCUCUCUUCCUCUCCGUCUCCCUCGUCGUCUUCAACAAAAUCCCCAAAAAGAAAGCAAAAAACUUUCUGACUUUUCCUCUUCUUUUCUUCUUUCUUUUCGUCUGAUCUAAUUAAACCCAAAAUUGAAGCAUUUUGAUGUAAUUAAACCCUAAAUGGAAGGCAAAGCAGAAGGGUUAAGCUCAAAUUUGAGGCUAAUAAUGGAGAAAGGUCCAUUGGAGGGCCAAACCCUAGAGUUCAUACCCGGAUCCAAGAUCCAAGUCGGUCGAAUAAUUCGCGGGAACACGAUUGCCAUCAAAGACGCCGGGAUUUCUACUAAGCAUCUGGCAAUUGGUUUUGAGGACAAGUCUGGAAAUUGGAGCUUAUCAGACCUUGGGUCCUCCAACGGCACUUUUUUGAACGGUAAUGGUCUUGAGCCUUUUUCUUCGGUGCAGCUCUCCGACGGCGAUGCGAUUAAGAUAGGUGAGUAUACUUCGAUCCAAGUUGAAAUUCGUGCUACGGUGGAGGCGGAGGAGAUUAAAGUGAGGAGAAAUCCCACGAGGCGGAGGGCUGGGAAAUUAGGGGUGGUUGAUGAAAGUAGUGAGUUGGGAUUUGGGGAGAAAAAUGAGGAUAAUGAGAAUGGGAGGUGUCAAAUGGGGAAAGGCGAGGGGGUUUUGGAAAUUAGUGAAGUUUUGGGUUCUAAGGAUUUGAAUGAAGGGGACAAUGAGAAAAUGGAUAAUUUAGGGAGAAAAGAGAAUUUGAGGAGGACUCGAAGCAAGAACAAGGAGGGAACUUUGGAAGAUAAAAUUGGAGUUAGAAAUGUUGGGGGAAAUGAGAAUGUGGGGCGAGGCGAGGCUGUGGCAAAAUUGAGACUGAGGAGGGGUAGGCGCGCAAAAAAGGAAGAGGGAUUAGGGGUUUGUGCAGACACUAAUCAGAAUGUUGCUGAUGGGGUGGAAGGAAAGCAAGUGCAAGUACAGAGUUCGAAGAGGAUUACUAGGAAUACGAGGAAGGGAGGAAAUUUGGAGAGUAAAGAAAUAGAAAAGGUUUUGACAGUUCCUGCAGUGAAGGAUGAGGAAAAUAUCAGUGUUAAGAGGGUUACUAGGAGUGCAGUGGAAGAGGGAAAUGUAGAGAAUCUUGAAGAACUGGGUAAUAAAAAUACCAAGAAAGGUAGAAGGGGGCGGAGAAAUUUGAAGGUGGAGACUCCGAUUGAUACUGUUAAGGAGGAAAUUGUAAAAGCAGUUGAGACAAUUGAGAUAGUGGGUUUGGAGGUGAACAAGGAUUAUCCAGUGGAGGAGGUGUUGGAAGAGGAGGAAGGUAGAGUUGUUGAUGGGAUGCUGGUGAAGGGGGGAAGGAAUUCUGGUAUGUCGGAUUCUGGUGCAUUGGGACGUUUGUCUGAGGUUAAAAAUGGUAAUUCGUCCGUGCUGGAUUUGGAGAAGAUGACUCUAGGGGACUGGCUUGACUACUUGGAGGUCCAUUUGCCAAAGCAAAUUGUUGACGAUACAGAAGAGAUGAUAUUGGGCAUGCGACAAAAAGCUGAGAAAUUUCAUGAGUUUAUGAUACAACAGAAGAAUUCCAAAAAGCAAGGUUGAAGUGCUUCUGGAGUAGCUUAAAAUAGGAUGCAAUGAAGAACCUUUGAAUGAAUCCUGUGAUGCAAUAUCUCUUGAAUGGUAUUAUGGAGGUUCUCCAGCAAGGUUCUUUUUGGACACUGACCUUUUGUGUAUCUAUUUUUCUUAAAAGUCUAGCAAGUAAGCUGACAAAAUCUAAUAAUUUGUCUAGUUCUGUUAAAGUUAGUUGAUGAACAGCUUAUCUUGUAUAUUUGGCAUGGUGCUGCUUCCUGGUGGAAAGACGAGUAAGCGGUUAAAUUGCAGCGGUCAUGCUCAGUUCAUGUAAAUAUAAAUAUUCUCUGAAAGGGCAGU